Messenger RNA from Hydra vulgaris (swiftwater hydra), 1526 nucleotides. Its product is annotated as putative kinase HI_0665. NCBI's taxonomy places the organism in Eukaryota, Metazoa, Cnidaria, Hydrozoa, Anthoathecata, Hydridae. Gene Ontology annotation, molecular function: protein serine/threonine kinase activity. The record is from RefSeq and is a predicted model, not a curated record. Gene Ontology annotation, cellular component: cytosol.
CUUUAACCUUAAAUAACUUUUUUUGCAGAAAUGGGAUCGACAGGGACUUUUAACACUUUAUUUGUAUUAAUGUACUCAAGAGUAGCUAAUACAAUUUGAUUAGAUUUAAACAGUAUGGCUCAAGAAACACUGAGAGUUUAUUACAACAACAAAUAUGCCGGCAAAUUAAUUAAAGAUCAGCUCAACAGUUCAAGUUUUCAAUAUUCAUUUCAAUACGAUAUCGACUACAUAAAUAAUAACAACGCAACAUUGUCUUUUAAUUUGCCGCUUUGUAAAGACAAAUUUGAAUCUCGACCUAACUUAUUUUCAUAUUUUGAAAAUUUAAUAUCUGAAGGGUGGCUCCGCGACAUGCAAUACGAAGCGCUUAAACAAGUUGGAAUAAAAGAUGUUGAUAAAUUCUCAAUUUUAUGCUUUUUUGGGCACGACCUUUUAGGAUCAGUUUCCAUAAAAAGUGAAAAACCAAUGCAGAAAAGACCAUAUUUCAACUAUUCAAUUAACAAUGAACAACUUUAUUUAGGCGUCCCACAGGGUACUACAGUAAACAUUGAAAGUACUGCAACUAUACCUGGCGUUCAAAAAAAACUUUUAGUUAAAAAAAACUACAGCGGACUAUUUGAAGUAACUUGUGCUAACGAAUUAAGUACGCAUAUUGCAAAAAUGGAGGUCAACAAGUUUCCAGAUUUAAUUGAGUUAGAAUACUUAAGCAGCUUGGCAGUUAAGCAUAUUCUUCCAGAUGAUGUUGUCUGUGGUUUAGAAAUAAGUAACAUUGACAAUUUUAAUGAAAAAGCAUUGAUUAUAGAAAGAUUUGAUAGAUCUGUAGAAUCGAAUUAUACUUCAAGUUCAAUAAACAAUGAAAACAUAAAGCGACGUCAUUUUGAAGAAUUUAAUCAGCUAUUAAAUCUUUCAUCCGAAAAUAAGUAUGAAUCGUCUUACGAUGAAAUGGCAGUCUUUAUUCACCAAAAUAUAAAGUUGAAUCGUUGCAAUUUAAAUGAACUUUUGAAACUUUUCAGAAGGAUCUUGGCAUUCAUUUUGAUUGGAAAUACAGAUGCUCAUUUGAAAAACUUUGCAAUGUUUCAUGAACCAGAGGGUUCGCUUUGUCUUACUCCAAUGUAUGAUGUAGUUGCGUCAGCUUAUUAUGAACGAUUUAAAGAAAUGGCGCUUAAGUUGAAUUACAAAAAAGCAGAAUUGUCCAAAUUGAAACCAAAAGAUAUUGUUGAUUUUGCUUUUAAACCAAAAGGGUUUAAUUUAUCUAAAGAGUAUUUAUUAGAUGUUGUAGAACAAUUAAGAGAUAAUAAACUUAACGCAAUUCGAGCAAUUCAACAAAAUGACUGCGUCAGCGAACACAGCCAUGUAAAAGAAAAACUUAUUAAAAUGAUCGAGAAAAGAUGGAAUGGAACGUUUCAUGGAAUUGAUAUCUAUUUGAAAAAAAUUAAAAAAUAAUUAAUUUCACCACCAUGAUUUUUUUAUAUUCAACUCCCAUGGUCAGGAGUACCUUUAUAGCAAAGAAAGAUUUAAUUAUUUUUUAA